GAUCAAUACGACGUAGGAGUCGUCGGGCUUUAAGCAGCUAGCGUACGCGGGCGCGGCUAUACGACUUUUGCAGCCGUGGGCGGGAGACGGUCACCCGGUACGGACAGUGGGGGCAUGGUCUGCGUCGCGCUGCACAGCUGACUGACUGCGAGGACGGCACCAUGGCACCUGUCAGAGAAGGCGUGAUCUUCUGCACGGACACGAUGGCGUGCAUGAACCUGCCCGGCUACACGUGCAAGGGCGGGCGCUGCGUGUGCGAGCCGCAGCGAGACACGGGCCUCUUCUCCUGCUUCGGCGGCAGCCAGUACGGCGAGCGCUGCCGCUUCGACGAGGACUGCGGCUACCACGACGAGGUGCUGGUGUGUUCCCGUGCAGACUCCAGGACCUGCCGCUGCCCCAGGGGCCUCGUCUGGGACGACCACUCGCGCAAGUGCUACGCCGUCGGCGACACCUACGGCAGCAAAUUUGAUGCUGUGAGGGAUCUAAUCAUACCUGGUAUUAUUGUGAUGACUAUAGGAGCAAUGGUGUAUCUUGGUAUCAAACUCUUCUGCAACUGCGGUAAACUGUGGAGAAGACGAAGGAGACGGCCUGAUUUAUCCCAUGAGCUGGAUGAUUCACAUCAACAAGCCACUUGGGUAGCUUCUUACAGAGUUUUCAGUCCAUUAAGCAACGGUGAGUCGAGACCAUCACCAGUUCUCUCUCCGAGUUCCUCAUUCCCACUGCACCCGGCGCCGUGCAUGGGUCUCUUCUUGCCGGCAGGAUCGCUGCCAGGACCAGGUGCUCCUGCAGCGCCAGCUGCUGGCAGCGCACCGUCACCACCGUCGUAUGAAGAAUCUCUUAAGCACAAGGUGAUACUCAGUAGCUAUCCCCUGACUGUGGUGUUACCACCAGCAGGGACUCCAGGGUCUGUGGGAGCUGCCCUGGCUCCUAUACCAGCAGUUCCGACUCCUGCACCCAGCCCCGGCACUCCCGGUGACUGACAUGUGACUCUGUACUGCAGUGGCUUUCUGCCUCUGUGUUUGUAUAGUGCCUUUCAAAGCAGCACUCCAGGUGUCAUAAAGCCAGUUCUCUGAGAAAGGCAGUGUGCCAUUUGCUGUGGAGUCAUGUUGUCGGAGUGCGUCAGUACUUCAAUUUUGUGGGUAUUAUACUUCUUAAAUUCCUAUACAAAUAUGUAUUUCGCAAGCAGCAUUUUUUCACAGCUGCAAGAAAUCACAAAGCUUAUGACAUCAGCAGCUAUUAGGACUGAGUAAUGACAAGGCACUAAUUAUUUGAAAUCGAGAUUCAUUACACUGUAAAAAUAUUAUUCUGUCUUGUAUAGGGGCAUUUCCAUAUUCUUUCUUACACAAUAUGAUGUGAGGACUGAAACGUAACUGUAGUUAUAAGAGCACUGAACUUACAGAUUAAGAUGUCAAAAUGUACAGGCCAUAUGAGCUAUAAAAGAAAAGACUGUAUUGAAGCAGAAACUGUGAACAGGGUGUACAGCAACAUAAAACUUUAUAAUAAAAUAAUUUGAAGAUUU
Schistocerca cancellata (South American locust) is the source of this 1519-nucleotide messenger RNA. RefSeq lists its product as uncharacterized. NCBI's taxonomy places the organism in Eukaryota, Metazoa, Arthropoda, Insecta, Orthoptera, Acrididae. The coding region runs from base 162 to 980 and encodes 272 amino acids. The transcript is spliced from 6 exons. The record is from RefSeq and is a predicted model, not a curated record.